AUGUCCGUCGAUCUCAACCCUCACGUCCAGCUGGGCUUCCCUCGCCCUCUGACUCAGCUGGUCAAGCGCACUCUCCAGGUCUCGAACCCCAACAACCAGCCCGUCGCCUUCAAGGUCAAGACGACCGCACCCAAGCAGUACUGCGUUCGGCCCAACUCGGGCCGCAUCGAGCCCGGCGAGAGGGUCGAGGUGCAGGUCCUGCUCCAGCCUAUGAAGGAGGAGCCCCCGCUGUCUGCCAAGUGCCGCGACAAGUUCCUGGUUCAGUCGACGAUCAUCACGCCCGAGCUCGAGACCGCCAGCCUGCAGGAGAUUUGGCCCCAGAUUGAGAAGGAGAACAAGUCGGCCAUCCACGAGCAGAAGAUCCGAUGCGCUUUCCUGCCCGCCGCCACUGUUCCCGUCGCGGAAGAGGACGAGGGCGCUCCGAGCACCCUGAACGGUGACGAGCGUUACACGACCGUGCGAGGAGCGCCGUCGAAAGUCAACGGCGACGAGACCUACAACCCCAUCGCCGCUGCUCAGAACGCUGCGGGCAACACGGACGGACCCUCGACGGAGAAGGCCAAGCAGGCAGCCCUCGCCGCAGGAGGUGCCGCUGCUGCAGGAGCUGGCGCCGCGUAUGCCGCCACUCGCGACGCCGGUGCCCGCGCUGUCAACGGCGUCACUGGCUCGACUGCCAACAAGCCCGAGAGCGACUUGUCGCCGCAGGAGAUGCAGUCCGAGAUCGCCCGCCUCAGAAAGGAGCUGGCGCAGGCCAAGGGCUCGAGCAGCGGUGCCACGAUGCAGCAGAGCGCCGCUGGUGGCGUCCCCGUCCACAUUGUGGCGGCCAUCGCCUUCGGAGUCUUUGCCGUCACCUACAUCAUGUUCUGA
Pseudozyma flocculosa PF-1 is the source of this 867-nucleotide messenger RNA. RefSeq lists its product as uncharacterized. Lineage: Eukaryota; Fungi; Basidiomycota; Ustilaginomycetes; Ustilaginales; Ustilaginaceae. Gene Ontology annotation, cellular component: plasma membrane; endoplasmic reticulum membrane. Gene Ontology annotation, biological process: endoplasmic reticulum membrane organization. The record is from RefSeq and is a predicted model, not a curated record. Gene Ontology annotation, molecular function: FFAT motif binding. The transcript has 5 exons. Bases 1 to 867 code for a protein of 288 amino acids.